Molecule: messenger RNA, 1132 nt
Organism: Neltuma alba
Lineage: Eukaryota; Viridiplantae; Streptophyta; Magnoliopsida; Fabales; Fabaceae
Product: ubiquitin-NEDD8-like protein RUB2
Exons: 4
Coding region: 103-567 (154 amino acids)
Molecular function (GO): protein binding
Source: RefSeq, a predicted model, not a curated record
GUACUCUCUUCCCCCUCGCAAAAUUCUUCAUUCUCUCUCUCUUCUCUGCACUGUGUCUCUCGCAGCACUUCCUCUUCGCAAACAAGAACCAACCGCAACGAGAUGCAGAUCUUCGUUAAGACUUUGACUGGAAAGACCAUCACUCUUGAGGUUGAGAGCAGUGACACCAUCGACAAUGUCAAGGCCAAGAUUCAGGACAAGGAAGGUAUUCCUCCUGACCAGCAGAGGUUGAUUUUUGCUGGCAAGCAGCUGGAAGAUGGUCGUACACUAGCUGAUUAUAACAUCCAAAAGGAAUCAACGCUUCACUUGGUUUUGAGGCUUAGAGGAGGCACCAUGAUUAAAGUGAAGACUCUAACUGGAAAAGAAAUUGAAAUUGACAUUGAGCCAACUGAUACCAUUGACCGAAUCAAGGAAAGGGUUGAAGAAAAGGAGGGAAUUCCUCCAGUGCAGCAGAGGCUUAUAUAUGCUGGUAAGCAGCUUGCGGAUGACAAGACAGCGAAAGAGUACAACAUUGAGGGCGGUUCUGUGCUUCACUUGGUGCUUGCCUUGAGGGGUGGUAUCCAUUAAGUAGAAUGCUCUUCAUUUGUGGGAACUCUACUCGUCGAGGCUUUAUUAUCUGUUGUCGAUUGUUAACAUCACCUAAAAACGAGAAUGGAAGCUCCGACUCAGACUGUCUCUGAAAUUCAACGUUUUAUAAAUUUGCAUUGUUCCUAAACUUUAUGGCUAUCAUUGGUGUAGUCCGAUUCUAAAAUGCUUUCAAACUCCAGUGACCUUGUAUCAUUAACUUUCGAGCUGUAAACUCAUAACCAAUAGUUUAGGUACUUAAUUUGGUUCAGCGUCCGAGUGACUCUCUCAUGGAAGUGCAUUGGAUGUUUAUGUUGGAGACAAAGGUACCUGUCAGACAUGGCGACUCACUGAUUGGUGUGGCUAGUUGUGGAGACUUGGAGAGCUAAUUUGGGAUGAAAGCUGAUUAUUGGAAAUGCGGCUUUACGACGAAACAAUGGUUUGGCCUUGGCAUGGAAACAAUGUAGUCUUUAACAUGGUAGAAGAUAUUACAAAGAUAAUUAUGCCAGAUUGGAAAAUAAAUUAUGAUAACAUUUUUAGAGAAGGAAAAUUUGUGUUGAUUGGUUCA